UACCAAAACAGGUUCCUGGGCCUGGCAGCCAUGGCGUCUCCAUCUAGGAACUCACAAAAUCGGCGCCGGUGCAAAGAGCCUCUCAGAUACAGCUAUAACCCUGACCAGUUCCAUAACAUGGACAUCAGGAACAAUGCCCAUGAGACGGUCACCAUUCCUAGGUCAACCAGUGACACGGACCUUGUCACUUCAGACAGCCGGUCCACUCUGAUGGUCAGCAGCUCCUACUACUCCAUCGGGCAUUCCCAGGACCUAGUGAUAUACUGGGAUAUAAAGGAGGAAGUGGAUGCAGGGGACUGGAUUGGCAUGUAUCUCAUAGAUGAGGUCUUGUCUGAAAACUUUUUGGACUACAAGAACCGUGGUGUCAAUGGCUCUCACCGUGGUCAGAUUAUCUGGAAGAUUGAUGCCAGCUCUUACUUUGUUGAGCCUGAAACAAAGAUCUGCUUCAAAUACUACCAUGGCGUGAGUGGGGCACUACGAGCCACAACUCCAAGUGUCACAGUGAAAAACAAUGCAGCUCCUAUCUUUAAAAGCAUCACGAAUGAAGAUUCAAUCCAGGGACAAGGAAGUCGGAGACUGAUAAGUUUUUCAUUGUCAGAUUUCCAAGCUUUUGGUCUGAAGAAAGGAAUGUUCUUCAAUCCAGAUCCUUACCUGAAGAUUUCCAUCCAGCCUGGAAAACAUAGCAUCUUCCCAGCCCUUCCUCAUCAUGGACAGGAGAAGAGAUCUAAGAUCAUAUGUAAUACUGUUAACCCAGUCUGGCAAGGAGAGCAAUUCAGCUUUGUCUCCCUGCCCACGGAUGUCCUGGAAAUUGAAGUUAAAGACAAAUUUGCAAAGAGCCGACCGAUCAUCAAGCGUUUCCUGGGAAAACUCUCCAUGCCAGUUCAACGCCUCUUGGAAAGACAUGCCAUAGGGGACAGGGUUGUAAGCUACACUCUGGGUCGCAGGCUUCCUACAGAUCAUGUCAGUGGCCAGCUGCAGUUCCGAUUUGAGAUAACUUCUUCCAUCCAUCCAGAUGACGAAGAGGUUUCUAUUAGCGCUGAUCCUGAGCCAGCUGACCUCCAGGAAAGCCCUGUGAACAACCCCACAGAGGAAAGCCUCGGUGAGCCUCCAUGCCUCAACACGGUGACCUCAGAAAGUACAGCUCCAGAACAGCUAAAUGGAUACAGUGUGAACAGUGUCGAUAGCCCAGGGGCUGUCAGACCACCUGGGGAAGUCAACCAGAACAGCUUAAACGAAGAGCUAGCAGGAGAUGGGGAGGUUGAUGCAGUUCCAGUUCCCGAGACCGUGGAAUCCGUGCCAGAAGUGCUGCGUUCUUUGAGUGCCACGGACCUGAUGGAGCAGCUGACUCUGCUGGCCUGCGUGUCUCCCCCUGAGACUGAAGUUAGGGAACAUAACCAAGUCAGUUCUGCUACUCAGGGAGAGGAUGGAGUCUUGACCAGCGUAGAAGCGUUAGAUACCGGCGAGGUGAGUGCAGAAGUGCAUGCUGGCAAGGACCUAGAGAAGGGUCAGGAAGAAGAAGAAGGGGCUUCAGCCCAGGAGGCGGCAGACAACAGGCUGCAGCUGAGGAGCACAGCGAAGAGGAAAAACCGGCCGUGCUCUCUGCCGGUGUCCGAGCUGGAGACGGUGAUCGCGGCGGCCUGCGGCGAGCCCGAGACCCCUCGCACGCACUACAUCCGCAUCCACAACCUGCUCCACAGCCUGCCCUCAGCACGGGGCGGCAGUGACGGCGAGGAGGACCAGGGCGGCGGCAACGGUGGAGACACCGAGGAGGAGUCUACAGUCAAGGAGGCGCCGGAGAAGGAGGGGGUCAGUGAGAGCGAGACGGUGGCCGCAGAGCCUCCUCUGGAAAACGAUGCUGAGGAGAACUUCAGCCAGAGCACGGUACCUCCCGAGACCUUGGAUGAGCAACUCUCUGACUUACAUGAUGGGCUGUUGGAUGGGGAGCACCCCAGGCCAGCAAGCGAGAGCGAGUCGAGCUCCAGGGCCAAUGGCGACAACGACUGUGAGACGUGUGACACCUCCUGCUACAGCCCGUCUUGCUACAGCACCUCCUGCUACAGCACCUCCUGCUACAGCACCUCCUGUUACGACAGUAACAACCGCUUCUCCAGCCACACCCGCUUCUCCUCGGUCGACAGUGCAAAGAUUUCUGAGAGCACGGUCUUCUCCUCACAGGAUGAUGAUGAGGAGGAGAACAGCGCUUUUGAGUCAGUGCCAGAUUCAGUGCAGAGCCCUGAGCUGGACAGGGAGCAAGUGGAUGGCUCCUCCCAGUGGCCAGAUGAACUAGUAGCUCAUGGUGGGAAUCCACAAAGAGCCACAGAGGGUCUAGACACCCCAGUAGCAGGUCCAAGCAGCAGAAGAGAAGGUGAUUGUCCUUUACUCCAUAAUUCUCAGCCAGUCAGCCAGCUUCCUUCUCUGAGGCCUGACCAUCAUCACUACCCAACUAUCGAUGAGCCUCUUCCACCAAAUUGGGAAGCUCGGAUAGACAGCCACGGGAGGGUGUUCUACGUUGACCACGUCAACCGAACCACCACGUGGCAGCGCCCUACAACUGCAGCAACACCCGACGGGAUCCACAGAUCUGGCUCCGUCCAGCAAACCACUGGACCCGCCGGUGAGCACUUGAACCGCAGAUACCAAAAUAUCCAGCGAACUAUUGCAACAGAGCGGACUGAAGAUGAUGCUGUAGUAAACAACAGGGGGGAGAGAGUUCCCACUGGAGGAGGAAGUGAUUCUGAGGCAGAGCCUUCCCAGCCAACCUCAGAGAUUAGGAGGGAAGGUUCCCUUUCUCCUGUGAAUUCUCAAAAAAUCACCUUGUUGCUGCAGUCUCCAGCUGUGAAGUUCAUCACCAAUCCUGAGUUCUUUACUGUGCUGCAUGCAAACUAUAGUGCCUAUCGAGUCUUCACUAACAGCACCUGCCUGAAGCAUAUGAUUCUGAAGAUUCGUAGAGAUGCUCGUAAUUUUGAGCGCUAUCAGCACAACAGAGACCUGGUAAAUUUUAUCAACAUGUUUGCUGAUACCCGACUGGAGCUUCCACGUGGCUGGGAGAUAAAAACUGACCAGCAGGGCAAGUCUUUCUUCGUUGACCACAACAGCCGUGCUACCACUUUCAUAGACCCCAGGAUCCCACUGCAGAACGGUCGUCUCCCGAAUCACCUGACGCACCGGCAGCAUCUCCAGCGGCUCCGAAGCUACAGCGCUGGAGAGGCCUCUGAAGUCUCUCGAAACAGAGGAGUUACUCUGUUGGCCAGGCCAGGCAAUAGCCUGGUAACAGCAAUUCGAAACCAGCACCAUCAGGAGGCAUUACCUCUGGCUUACAAUGACAAGAUCGUUGCGUUUCUACGCCAACCCAACAUUUUUGAGAUGCUGCAGGAGCGUCAGCCCAGCUUGGCUAGAAACCAUGCACUCAGGGAGAAGAUCCAUUACAUUCGGACAGAGGGUACACAUGGGCUUGAGAAGUUGUCCUGUGAUGCAGAUUUAGUAAUUUUGUUGAGCCUUUUUGAAGAGGAUAUUAUGUCCUACAUACCACUGCAGGCUGCCUUCCAUCCUGGUUACAGUUUCUCUCCUCGCUGCUCACCCUGUUCAUCACCCCAAAAUUCUCCAGGAGGCACAGAGAUCAAAAAUGAUCCAUAUGGAAGAAGGUUAAUCAUACGACGUGACCACUUGCUGGAGGGCACCUUCAACCAGGUAAUGGCCUAUUCACGCAAGGAGCUCCAGCGGAACAAACUCUACGUCACGUUUGUUGGCGAGGAAGGGUUGGACUACAGUGGCCCCUCCCGAGAAUUCUUCUUCCUUCUGUCUCAGGAGCUCUUCAAUCCCUAUUAUGGGCUGUUUGAGUAUUCAGCCAAUGACACUUACACUGUACAGAUCAGUCCCAUGUCUGCCUUUGUUGAAAAUCACCUGGAAUGGUUCAGGUUCAGUGGUCGUAUUCUUGGCCUUGCUCUCAUUCAUCAGUACCUGCUGGAUGCUUUCUUCACAAGGCCGUUCUACAAAGCACUACUAAGGCUGCCGUGUGAUUUAAGCGACCUAGAGUACCUGGAUGAAGAGUUCCAUCAGAGCUUGCAGUGGAUGAAGGAUAACAACAUCACUGAUAUCCUGGAUCUCACCUUCACAGUGAACGAGGAGGUGUUUGGACAGGUGACAGAGAGAGAGUUGAAAUCUGGAGGGGCAAAUACAGCAGUGACAGAAAAGAACAAGAAAGAGUACAUUGAGAGGAUGGUGAAGUGGCGAGUGGAACGAGGAGUGGUUCAGCAAACAGAGGCCCUGGUCCGUGGCUUCUACGAAGUUGUAUGGCUUGCGCUUGUCUCUGUUUUUGAUGCCAGGGAACUGGAACUGGUUAUAGCUGGCACUGCAGAAAUAGAUCUCAAUGACUGGCGUAACAACACAGAGUAUCGUGGAGGUUACCAUGAUGGACACAUAGUAAUACGGUGGUUCUGGGCAGCAGUGGAGAGAUUUAACAACGAGCAGAGGCUGCGGCUGUUGCAGUUUGUCACGGGAACAUCAAGUGUGCCCUACGAGGGCUUUGCAGCUCUCCGAGGGAGCAACGGGCUGCGGCGCUUCUGUAUAGAGAAGUGGGGGAAAAUAACCUCCCUCCCAAGGGCACACACCUGUUUCAACCGUUUGGAUCUUCCACCUUACCCCUCCUAUUCUAUGCUGUAUGAAAAGCUGCUCACAGCUGUUGAAGAAACUAGCACCUUUGGACUUGAAUGAGGAGGCUCAGGCACUUCUGGUGUUUUUCUGGCUGGUGAUGUCACCUUCCCUCUCCACCAUCAUUUGAUCUUGGUUUCCCAUGUUUUUAUUUUUGAAAACAAAACAAAACAAAUCAAGAUUGACAAAAGCUGUGCAUGAAGAACUGCCACCCUCUAAGAUCUAACCUUCAUGCUUUCAUCCUCUGUUUCCAAUGGACUGCUAGUCUGUAUGCAAUAGAAAAACAACUGUCUCAAGGUUUCUGUAUAUCUCUACAUACCUCCAUUAAUAACAAUGAAAAUACAAAUGCAAGUUACACUACACUUGACCAAAUGUUAAUAAAUGUUUACUUCCACCUACGUUGAUUAAAAAAUAAAAAAAAACCUCAUCAAGCA
Molecule: messenger RNA, 5081 nt
Organism: Chaetura pelagica (chimney swift)
Lineage: Eukaryota; Metazoa; Chordata; Aves; Apodiformes; Apodidae
Gene: HECW1
Product: HECT, C2 and WW domain containing E3 ubiquitin protein ligase 1
Exons: 27
Coding region: 31-4710 (1559 amino acids)
Biological process (GO): regulation of dendrite morphogenesis
Molecular function (GO): protein binding; ubiquitin-protein transferase activity
Source: RefSeq, a predicted model, not a curated record